Metopolophium dirhodum (rose-grain aphid) is the source of this 777-nucleotide messenger RNA. RefSeq lists its product as uncharacterized. The coding region runs from base 1 to 777 and encodes 258 amino acids. The record is from RefSeq and is a predicted model, not a curated record. NCBI's taxonomy places the organism in Eukaryota, Metazoa, Arthropoda, Insecta, Hemiptera, Aphididae. The transcript has a single exon.
AUGGCAGACCCGUCGUUUAAUUAUCAAGGUAAUAUUGAUAUACUUAUCGGCGGAGACACUUAUUGGGACAUAAUGUGCGCUGAUAAAAUAAAAAUCAAUGAUGGACCAUAUUUACAAAAAACAUUGUUCGGAUGGGUAGCAGUAGGUAAAACGACGAAUAAUUUAAGUAUGACAAGACCAAACACAUGCUUGUUAGCAACUCGGAAUCAAUAUAAAAUAUUAGAAGGUAAAAUCGAAGCGUUCUGGAAAAUGGAAGAGGUGUCGUUAAAACGUAAUUUCACUGACGAAGAAAAUACAUGCUCCAAACAUUUUAUUGAGAACGUCACGAGAAAUAAAGACGGUAGAUUUGUGGUGAGGUUACCAUUCAAGGACAAUUAUCGGCAGUUAGGUAACUCACAUGCAUCAGCAUUACGAAGAUUCUUAUCAUUAGAAAAACGAUUACGCAAUAAUACCGAGCUAUAUACGAAAUAUAAAAUGUUUAUGCUAGAAUAUGAAAACCUUAAACACAUGGAGUGCGUAUGCGACGCAGGCGGUGAUAAACAGGUAAUCGAUGACAAUAAUUGCUUUUAUCUACCACACUCGUAUGUGAUAAAUGACCGCAGUAGAACAACAAAGCUUCGUGUUGUUUUCGACGGGUCAGCAAAAACAAGUACCGGCAUAUCAUUAAAUGAUACAUUAAUGAAUGGUCCGAAAAUACAGCCUGAUUUGUUAGAAAUCGUCAUUCGGUUUAGAACACAUAGAUAUGCGUUCUCGGUCGAUAUAACAAAAAUGUUGUGA